Molecule: messenger RNA, 1698 nt
Organism: Brassicogethes aeneus
Lineage: Eukaryota; Metazoa; Arthropoda; Insecta; Coleoptera; Nitidulidae
Source: the annotation of a GenBank genome assembly
AUGGCGUGGUCAUGUUUAAAACGUAGUUUUUGGUUUAUUUGUAUAUUUUUCGUGUUUAGGAUUAACCUGACGUACUCUUACAAUGAUCAAUUUGUCUACCAUUCAGACGCCAUAUCGGACAGUCCCCUGGAUUUUAAACUGCUACAAAAUGAAAAGUUGCGCAGCUUGCAAAAAAGAGACGUUAUUUAUAACAAAACGGCAACGAAAGUGCCCUUAACGAUAGAAGAAGACGAGGCCAAGCCCACAAAAGUGCCUCCAGCACCAAUUCUGACGAGCGAGGUGAAAACUUUGGGAGCAAAUGGCACGGGUCAGCGAAAAUAUUACCCCGCAUCUCCCCCUCCACCGCCCACCCAGGUUAACCCUGUUGCCAAAUCUCCGGCAGCCGCUGUAGGGGCGGUUACCCCUAUUAAUAGCACCAACAACUCGAGCACCGAUGUCGACGACGAGAAUUCCGGAGACGACGAGGUGGCCAUCGCGAAAUUUUCCGACCCCGUGAAACUCAACGACACGCUAACUAAGCACAACAUCACCACCACCAGAACCGACACGCACCUGUACUACAACAGCACAUUCAAAACCGACAAAGCAACAGGUGAGCACUACUGGGUGGAUAUGGAAAACAGAUCGGAUGUAAAAGUAAACGCGUUGUUAUCGACGUCGCAUCGCAGAGCAGCGACCAUAAAACUCUCCUUCGACUUCCCCUUCUACGGGCACCUAGUCAAAAACGUAACCAUAGCGACGGGGGGGUUUUUGUAUACGGGGGAUUACGUGCACUCGUGGCUUGCUGCGACUCAGUAUAUAGCGCCUCUUAUGGCCAACUUCGAUACCAGCCUGUCUAACGUCAGUUUUAUCCGAUAUGUGGACAAUGGUACCGCUUUUACCGUGGAAUGGGAACAGGUGUCGCUUCAGGACAAGCCGCGAGAGGGCGCUUUUACGUUUCAGGUGACGUUGCACGACUCAGGCGACGUGGUUUUCGUGUACAAAACCGUACCGCUGUUCAUCGAAAACAUCAAAGACGAUCAUCAUCCGGUUAAGGUCGGUUUAUCGGACGCUUAUAUCAUGGACAGAACGGUUUUCUUUGUGAGGAGGAAGACGAUCUACGAGUAUCACAGGGUGAAUUUCCCGAAAGAGGACAUAAAAAACUGGACGGUUAUUUAUUUGAAGGCUUUGCCCACCUGUUUGGAGAGCAAGGAUUGCGAGACGUGUCUGACGAAAAAAAUACCACAGUUUAAGUGCCAAUGGUGCCCGUCGUCGCACCGCUGCUCGAACGGCAUCGACCGGCACCGGCAGGACUGGCUGGCGAAAAACUGCGAGCGCAUCAACGUCAACGACACGGCCAGCUGCGACGUCGACUUCCCGCCUUCGGGCGGCAGCAACAGCAACCAGGACCACCGCGAGUACUCGCGCUCGGGUCCGCACAGCGCGCCGGCCCGCGAGCGCCCGGAACUGGCGCGCGACGGCGACGUCGCCGCGUCGCGCGACUCUGCGCAGCUGCGGCCCGCCGAGAAGAACGGCGUGUCGGCCAUCGUGGCCGUCAUGUUCCUCAUCUGCAUCUCCAGCGGCCUGGCCCUGUGGAUCCUCUACGCCUACAGGAACCCGCACACCACCAGUGGCCAGAUGCUGAUACGGUACCGUCCCAGCCAAUGGCAUUGGCGUAGAGGCGAGGCCCGGUACACUGCUGCAACCAUACACAUGUGA